AUGACCCUCAACGAAGAUGAAUACUAUGUCCAUCGCAUUGCCGGGAGAAAAGUGGAACGAAAGAAGAUCUAUUAUCUGAUUGAAUGGGAUGGUUACGAGUUGGAGGCCAACACCUGGGAGAGUGAAAAGAACCUGCUUGGCAACACGGAGCUCGUCAAGGAGUUUGAGACCUCACUUUUAAAGGAGAAUUCAAGCAUCCCUGAUAUCCUCACCAGCACACGCAAAGUUCUCUUGCAAAAUACCCUCGAUCCUGAUAUCCAACAACCAGUUACUAUUGCUUCCAACAACAAACGCAAGGCACCAUCCAGCGAUAAAGAAUACCUUGAUAAUCUGCCUUCAAAGCUUGUACAGGAAUGGUCCAAAAUUGUGAAACGCAGCUCACGGAAGGAUGCUGUUCGUUUUCUGGAAAACCUUGAUCAAUCGUUGAGUCGAGCUCAGGGUUUGAUACGACCCUUAUUGCGUGAUCGCAAUGAUACCCAAUUCUUCAAAGGCGUUGUUCCAUCCGUCACCGUCGUCAACAAUGUGGAUAGUGAACCAUUUCCUUCAUCCUUCAAGUAUAUCAAUUCGCUGGUGUAUUCCAAAGACGUGAAUCCGCCCGAUCCAGCCUUCCUUAUUCGAUGCGAUUGCACAGGUGUAUGCACCGCAACAUGCCAUGAAGAUUCUCAAAUGUAUGCUCCUGAUGGUACGCUUCUUGUCCAACAAGGCAGCCCUAUCUAUGAAUGCAACAGUGCCUGUGCAUGUGCAAAGGAAUGCCAAAACCGAAUAGUACAGCGUGGCCGCACCGUACCAUUGCAGAUCUUCAAAACCAAGCUCAAGGGAUGGGGUGUCAAGGCGAUGGAUAAUAUCAAGCGUGGUCAAUUUGUGGAGGAGUAUCUCGGUGAAGUGAUCACUGAAGAGGAAGGGGAGCUUCGAGGCAAAUUCUAUGACAAGGUUGGAAUGACCUAUUUAUUCGAUAUGGACUUUGGCGCUGGCGAGGAUCAUUCGGUGGAAUACGUCAUUGAUUCCUUUUUGCUGGGAAACGCAAGCCAUUUCUUCAACCAUUCAUGCGAGCCCAAUCUCAACGUCUAUGCUGUGUACCAUGAUAGUGCAAACCCUGAUUUCCAUCGUCUUGCAUUCUUUGCCAAACGCAACAUCAAAAAAGGAGAGGAGUUGACCAUCGACUACCAAGGCGGUGGUGGAAGCAUGACCGAUUCUACAUCCUCAAAAGGCAAGUUUGCCUGCCAUUGUGAGUCUCCAAAAUGUCGCAAAUGGAUCCACAAAUAG
Molecule: messenger RNA, 1263 nt
Organism: Lichtheimia ornata
Lineage: Eukaryota; Fungi; Mucoromycota; Mucoromycetes; Mucorales; Lichtheimiaceae
Exons: 5
Coding region: 1-1263 (420 amino acids)
Cellular component (GO): nucleus
Molecular function (GO): protein binding; zinc ion binding; histone H3K9 methyltransferase activity
Source: RefSeq, a predicted model, not a curated record